UUCUUAUCCACUGAAGAAGCUGAUAGCCGCUCUCGAGCUUCUUUAAUUUUCCAUUUUCCUUUCUUUCAGAUCUCGAGAGUAAUUAUUAUUGAAGAAAAUGUCUCAUCGCAAGUUUGAGCAUCCAAGGCAUGGCUCUUUGGGAUUUCUCCCAAGGAAAAGAGCCUCACGCCACAGAGGAAAAGUGAAGGCUUUCCCAAAGGAUGAUCCUACUAAGCCAUGCAGAUUAACUGCAUUCUUGGGAUAUAAAGCUGGGAUGACCCAUAUAGUGAGGGAAGUUGAAAAGCCUGGAUCGAAACUUCACAAGAAGGAGACUUGUGAAGCAGUUACUAUCAUCGAGACGCCACCUAUGGUUGUUGUUGGAGUUGUUGGAUAUGUCAAAACUCCUCGUGGUCUCCGUACUCUGGGCACUGUGUGGGCUCAGCAUCUUAGUGAAGAGGUGAAACGAAGGUUCUAUAAGCACUGGUGCAAGUCUAAGAAGAAAGCAUUCACCAAGUACUCAAAGAAGUUUGAAACUGAAGAUGGUAAAAAAGAUAUUCAAUUGCAGCUGGAAAAAUUGAAAAAAUAUUGCACUGUUAUUCGUGUUUUGGCCCAUACUCAGAUAAGAAAAAUGAAGGGUUUGCAGCAGAAGAAGGCCCACUUAAUGGAAAUUCAAGUCAAUGGUGGAACUGUUGCCCAGAAAGUUGACUUUGCUUACAGUUUCUUUGAGAAACCUAUUCCAGUUGAGGCUGUUUUUCAGAAAGAUGAGAUGAUAGAUAUCAUUGGGGUGACCAAGGGUAAAGGCUAUGAGGGUGUGGUGACCAGAUGGGGUGUCACCCGUCUCCCACGUAAGACCCAUCGUGGUCUUCGCAAGGUUGCUUGUAUUGGUGCAUGGCAUCCGGCUAGGGUUUCUUUUACUGUUGCUAGGGCUGGGCAAAAUGGCUACCAUCACCGCACUGAGAUGAAUAAGAAAGUGUAUAAACUUGGGAAGGCUGGACACGAGUCACAUGCAGCCAUGACGGAAUAUGACGGGACUGAAAAGGAUAUUACCCCAAUGGGUGGAUUCCCCCAUUAUGGUGUGGUGAAAGAAGAUUAUUUAAUGAUCAAAGGCGGGUGUGUUGGGCCAAAGAAACGUGUCGUGACUCUGAGGCAAUCCCUCUUGCAUCAAACUUCUAGGGUUGCUCUGGAGGAGAUCAAGCUCAAGUUCAUUGAUACAUCAUCCAAGUUUGGUCAUGGUCGUUUCCAGACAACACAGGAGAAGGCCAAGUUCUAUGGGAAGCUCAAGGCUUGACUGGCAUAUUAUUAGUUAAUCUACAAGUUUAUUUAUUAUCAGUUCUUUGUUUUUCUGUUUGGUACAAUAUUAUACUUGCAUUAUGGUUGCCCAAAACUUCAAAUUUUUGCUUAUGUUGGACUCAUUUAACUACUUAAUAUUCUAGUUUAG
Messenger RNA from Hibiscus syriacus, 1417 nucleotides. RefSeq names its product 60S ribosomal protein L3-2-like. Gene Ontology annotation, biological process: translation; ribosomal large subunit assembly. The record is from RefSeq and is a predicted model, not a curated record. The transcript is spliced from 6 exons. Gene Ontology annotation, cellular component: cytosolic large ribosomal subunit; ribosome. The coding region runs from base 98 to 1267 and encodes 389 amino acids. Gene Ontology annotation, molecular function: RNA binding; structural constituent of ribosome. Lineage: Eukaryota; Viridiplantae; Streptophyta; Magnoliopsida; Malvales; Malvaceae.